Messenger RNA from Paramecium tetraurelia, 1053 nucleotides. RefSeq lists its product as uncharacterized. The transcript is spliced from 3 exons. NCBI's taxonomy places the organism in Eukaryota, Ciliophora, Oligohymenophorea, Peniculida, Parameciidae. The record is from RefSeq and is a predicted model, not a curated record.
AUGUUAUUUAGACAGAAGGAAAGAGUACCAGAUGUUGGCAAAGACAAUUUCAGGGAGUUUAUGAGAAGAGAGGAUGAUUCCUGUGCAAAUACAUAGAAUAUUCUGCCGAAUUUCAUGAACAGCACAAUUCAAGCUUAGACAAAGCAAUCUCAAACACCGUCAGCAUUGGAUGGAUCUAUUAAGAUGCUAGGAAACACUUGGGAUGCAUAACAUCUAGGCAAGUUCUUGCAACAUAGUCAAUUUGCUUAACUAGGUGCUCGAACUAUGAAAUCAGGAGAUACGCCAUAAAACAUGACUCUUAAAAAUUAGAGCUUUUAUUUCAGAAGUCAAUAGCCUAGAUUGAUCGAAGAUAACAUAGAUUAUUUGCAUUAACAUCCCAUCAAUCAUAUGAUAACUUAGCAUCCACUUCAAUCGACUAGUUAAUCAUUCUUAAAAACAAAACUAUUGUAGAUCCCAGAAAAACAUUUUGAUGAAGUCAAAAUUAAUUAUUAAACUUAAGCGGAACUCAAGAAACCUGGAGAAUAUCGUAAGGAUUUGUAAGAAGCUAAAUAAAAUUAAGUCAAAUACCAUUAAUGGAGAUCUCAAUUUUAGGAUGUCAAUAAAGCCUAUAAGAAAGCUAAAUUAGGUUUCAAAUCAGGGUUGUUUGCCUUAGAUAAUCCAACAAAUGAAUAAACCGAAUUGUAUCGAGAAGAAUAUGAUAAACUCAAGAAAUAGGAGGAGCACAAGACUACUCAACAUUUCAAGCGAUUUAAGUCACUUGAAAGAUUUAAUUGCAGCAAUCCAUCAAUUGAAUUCGACAAUGUUAAACAUGUUCAAAAUAGGCCCAAUCCAGAGGAUCCUAUAUUGCAUUAAGGAUAGUUCCCUGUUAAGAAUUUCGAGAUGCAUAAUGAUUGGAUGAAGAAAAGAGCAGCAAAUUCAAAUGUAAAUACUCAGAAUAGGAUUUUUGGAAAGACAGAUAAUGAUCGAAAAGUCAAUUCAUAUAGAGCUUAAUACUUGAAGGAUUAAGAAAUGAGAGGCAGAGAAUACAAUGCCAUUACAUUAGUGAAGGAAUGA